AUGAAACUAAUUAACAAAUCUCUGGAAAGAGAUGGUUCUGGAAGCGUUGUUUUGCUUCCAGAAGAACCGGAGGACAUGUGGCACCUUUACAAUAUUUUUCAAGUCGGAGAUGAAUUGAAAGCUUCCACCGUUCGACGUGUUAUUCGAAUUGGGGCCACUGGAAGCCGCACAGAUUCUAGGGUGCAAAUGUCAUUACGUAUUGCUAUUGAGUCUAUGGAUUUUGACACACAUGCUAGCGAACUACAUGUUAAGGGAAAAACUACUGAACAACAUCCAGAUGUAAAAGCUGGUUCGUAUCAUACUUUAGAUUUGGAACUGCAUCGAAAAGUCACUGUGUUUAAAAAGGAAUGGGAUAGCUUUGCUUUGGAACGCGUAGAAGAAGCUUGCGAUCCAGCUGCAAAGGCCCAAAUUGGCGCCAUUGUUUUGGAAGAAGGCUUGGCCAAUAUUUGCCUUAUUACCGAGAGUAUGACGAUCCUCCGUCAAAGAGUGGAACACAACAUUCCAAGAAAGCGUCGUAAUGACAGCUCGGCUUAUCAAAAGGGCAUUGAUAAGUUUUAUGGUCUUGUGUACCAAGCUAUGGUGCAGGAUUUCGACUUUGAUGCUCUCAAAGUCAUCGUCCUUGCCUCUCCGGGUUUUGUGGCCAAGGGACUGUACGACUACAUAUUCUCAAUGGCUGUGAAACUUGAGAACAAAAAGCUUGUAAAAUCAAAGGGCAAGUUUCUUAUCGUUCAUACUAGUACAGGACACAUUCAUACAUUGAAUGAAGUCUUAAAAGAUCCCUCGGUCCAAUCCCAGCUUUCAGACACGAAAUUCGUUGAAGAGUCAAGAGUGCUGGAAAAGUUUUACAAAACCAUGGAUGAUGAUGAACUCCGGACAGUUUACGGCCCAAAACAGGUUGAGCGCGCCUUCGAGCUCAGUGCAAUUUCACAGCUCCUCAUCAGUGACACACUUUUUAGAAGUCUAGACAUUGCAACCAGGAAACACUGGGUGAAGAUGGUAGAAAACGUUAAACAAGCCGGAGGAACUGUCUACAAAUUUAGCAGUCUUCAUGAAUCUGGAAAACAAUUGGAUCAACUGUCUGGCAUCGCGGCCAUUCUCAGCUAUCCCGUCGAAAUCGAGGUCGACGAAGACUCUGAUCCAUUUGAUUCAGAUUCUCUUUAAGGAAGACAAUCUAUGCCCUUAAACAUUGUACUUUCUUGCAUCACCAGCUUAUCACAGCAAUGUCUGAUAUAGAGCGUUACAAUAAAACAAUAAGAAUACCAAUUGCAGAAAAAAAUUACAAAACUUCGU
Messenger RNA from Schizosaccharomyces japonicus yFS275, 1290 nucleotides. RefSeq names its product translation release factor eRF1 family protein. Bases 1 to 1161 code for a protein of 386 amino acids. The transcript is spliced from 5 exons. Gene Ontology annotation, molecular function: GTPase regulator activity. The record is from RefSeq and is a predicted model, not a curated record. Gene Ontology annotation, cellular component: cytoplasm; Dom34-Hbs1 complex. NCBI's taxonomy places the organism in Eukaryota, Fungi, Ascomycota, Schizosaccharomycetes, Schizosaccharomycetales, Schizosaccharomycetaceae. Gene Ontology annotation, biological process: nuclear-transcribed mRNA catabolic process, no-go decay; nuclear-transcribed mRNA catabolic process, non-stop decay; endoplasmic reticulum unfolded protein response.